Molecule: messenger RNA, 66 nt
Organism: Blumeria graminis f. sp. triticale
Lineage: Eukaryota; Fungi; Ascomycota; Leotiomycetes; Helotiales; Erysiphaceae
Source: the annotation of a GenBank genome assembly
AUGUUCUUGCAUAGAGACAUAAGAAAUAAUACGUACCUCACUUUUAUACCUUUCGUUUUGCAUUGA